GAACAUCACCUCCUUAUAAAUGGCUCCCUUAAUCGAUAACAACGUCAACUCUUUGUUUGAGUUUGUCGUUAGAGAUGGUAAGGGCGUCAAGGGCCUUGUGGAUUUGGGUAUAUCUACUGUGCCUGAGCAGUACAUCCAGCCUCCCAAGGAGCGGAUCUCCCUCGAAAAGUUAGCAGUGAUCGGUCCGGCCCAUCAACCAAUCGACUUGUCGGGUCUUGAUGGGCCGAACCGAGAUGAGGUCGUGGAGGCCAUAGUCCAUGCGGCCGAGACGCUAGGGUUCUUCCAAGUGGUGAACCACGGGGUUCCCUUGAGAGUUUUGGACACGCUCAAGGACACAGCCCACAUGUUCUUCGCGCAAGAGGCUGAGAAAAAGGCAAUUUAUUUAAAGGAAGUGAGCCCUAGUCCAUUAGUGAAGUAUGGGACUAGCUUUCUCCCCGAAAAAGAGAGAGCUCUCGAAUGGAAAGAUUACAUUAGUAUGAUGUAUACUAACGAUGAUGAAGCCCUUCAACAAUGGCCCGACAAUUGCAAGGAGGUAGUGUUGGAGUACUUGAAGGCUUCAAACAUAUUGGUUAGGAAGCUUGUGGAGAUUCUAAUUCAACGGCUUGAAUCGAAACGAGAGGUGCCCGAUGGGCUAAUAGGACUUAAGAUGGUAAACAUGAACUUCUACCCGGCCUGCCCUAACCCCGAGCUUACCGUGGGGGUUGGCCGCCACUCAGAUAUGGGCACCAUAACGGUUCUUUUACAAGAUGGUAUUGGUGGCUUAUACGUAAAACUCGAGCAAGAAACAAAUGAUCAUGAAUUCGAACAUGAACCACAAUGGAUGGAAAUUCCUCCUGUGGAUGGUGCUUUGGUAAUUAAUAUCGGCGAUUCUUUGCAGAUACUAAGCAAUGGAAAAUAUAAAAGCGCUGAGCACCGUGUUCGCACCACUAGUAAAGAAUCAAGAGUAUCUAUUCCGGUGUUUACAGCUCCUCAUCCAACAUAUCGUAUUGGACCACUUCCUGAAUUAGUGAAACUCGAUGGAGUUGCACGUUACAAGGAAGUCUUGUUUGGAGAUUACAUGAAAAACUUCUUCGGAAACACUCACGAUGGAAAGAAAUCGCUUGAAUUUGCUCGAGUCGAUGACUCCCCUUGAAUUUUUCAUUUCGGUCAAAUUCUACUUAAUUUGCAUCUUGAAUUAAUAUAACGUUUAAAUUCUCCUACAACAACAAAAUGAAUAAAAUAAACUUGUUUUGAG
This is a messenger RNA of Impatiens glandulifera, 1234 nucleotides long. Its product is annotated as scopoletin 8-hydroxylase-like. NCBI's taxonomy places the organism in Eukaryota, Viridiplantae, Streptophyta, Magnoliopsida, Ericales, Balsaminaceae. The coding region runs from base 20 to 1132 and encodes 370 amino acids. The transcript has 3 exons. The record is from RefSeq and is a predicted model, not a curated record.